Messenger RNA from Phragmites australis (common reed), 3531 nucleotides. RefSeq names its product glutamate receptor 2.8-like. The coding region runs from base 215 to 3145 and encodes 976 amino acids. Gene Ontology annotation, molecular function: glutamate-gated receptor activity. The transcript is spliced from 5 exons. The record is from RefSeq and is a predicted model, not a curated record. Gene Ontology annotation, cellular component: plasma membrane. NCBI's taxonomy places the organism in Eukaryota, Viridiplantae, Streptophyta, Magnoliopsida, Poales, Poaceae.
GAUGGAGGAAUCCUGCUUGGAUUUCACUUGCAAUUUCCUUGAAUUUUCACACUCGUCACUUCACCAGGCAGGUUUCCAGGAAAAAAAAAAACUGAUAACUUUUUGUCAUCAGUGUGGUAGCUGCUUUCACAAGGAAAAGAUAAUCCUCACAAAAAAGGGUAAAAUAUAAUCAUAAUGGAAACUAGAAAUCGUAGUUCAGAGCUAACCAAACCGAAUGCAAAUUGACCCAGUCAGAAUAAUGGUACCGCUAACCAGUGAUAUAAGACAGGGCAGUGGUACCAUAAGUUAUGUAGAACUCCACAACUCGAGAGUCGAGACAGAGAUGGCAUCCAGGACCAUUAUCAUCUUCUUGUUGUUGUUCUUCAAUAUCACAGCUGCUCAAAAUGCCACUGAAACUGGGCCCGGCACACUAAAUGUUGGAGUCAUCCUCAAUUUGCAGUCAUUGGUGGGCAAAACUGCGCAUACCAGCAUUUUGAUGGCCAUGGAAGAUUUAUAUUCAGUACACAGUAGCUACAGAACAAAGUUAGUUCUCCACGUAAGGGAUUCCAGUGGAGAUGACAUCCAAGCCGCCUCAGCAGCGGUUGACCUGCUGGAGAAUUAUAAUGCACAAGCGAUAAUUGGUCCCCAAAAAUCUUCAGAGGCUAUUUUUGUGUCUUAUCUUGGAAACAAGAGUCGUGUUCCGGUCAUCUCCUUCACUGCAACAAGCCCCACUCUUUCAUCUGACAACGUGCCAUAUUUUCUGCGUGCAACAUUAAAUGAUGUAGCUCAAGUGAAUUGCAUUGCUGCUCUCAUUAAGGCCUAUGGUUGGAGGGAAGUGGUACCCAUCUACGAAGACACAGACUAUGGUAGGGGAAUUAUACCAUAUCUGGCUGAUGCUCUUCAAGAAUUUGGAGCUUCUAUGCCUUAUCGCAGUGCAAUCUCUGAAUUAGCAAACAAUGACCAAGUUGAGCAUGAACUCUACAAGCUAAUGACAAUGCAAACAAGGGUCUAUAUUGUGCAUAUGUCAUCUGCCACUGCCUCCGUUCUCUUCAUGAAGGCCAAGGAGUUAGGAAUGAUGAGUGAAAUGUAUGCAUGGAUCUUGACAGAUGGGAUCGCAAAUAUUGCUAGUUCACUCAACCCUUCAAUUCUUGAGGCAAUGAAUGGUGCACUUGGUGUGAGGUUCUAUGUGCCUGAAUCAAAGGAACUGGACGAUUUCACUGCAAGAUGGAACAAGAGGUUCAAACAAGACAACCCAAAUGAUCCACCAUCUCAGCUAAGCAUUUUUGGACUCUGGAGUUAUGAUACUAUUUGGGCCUUGGCACAAGCAGCAGAUAAAGUUAGCAUGGCAAAUGCCACAUUUCAAAAGCAGCGACACAUGAAGAACUUGACGUGUUUUGGAACACUGGGUAUUUCUACAAUUGGUCCAAAACUCCUAGAAGCAAUCUUACAUAAUAAGUUCAGAGGCCGAAGUGGUGAUUUUGACCUUGAAAAUAGGCAGCUGCAAUCUUCCAUAUUCCAGAUAAUUAAUGUGGUGGGAAGAGGGUCAAAACAAAUAGGCUUUUGGACAGCCAAGCAUGGGAUCAUCAGGCAACUGGAUCAAAAUGGAUCAAAAACAAUACAUCUAAACUCUAUGCCUGACCUUAAUUCAGUAACUUGGCCAGGAGAAGUAUAUAGAGUGCCUAAAGGAUGGCAAAUUCCUACUAAUGGAAAGAAACUCCGAGUAGGUGUACGAAUAAGCGGAUAUCCUGAGUUUAUGAAGGUAGAAAGGGAUCCUAUCACCAAUGCAACAACUGCCACCGGAUAUGCAAUUGAUGUUUUUGAAGAGGUGCUAAAGCAACUACCAUAUGCAGUACCAUAUGAAUAUGUAGCAUUUGAUAAUGAAGGAGUAAAGUCCGGGAGCUAUAAUGAUUUUGUCUACCAAGUUCAUCUUGGGAUAUAUGAUGCAGCAAUCGGAGAUAUAACCAUCAGGUACAAUAGAACUUCCUAUGCUGACUUCACACUACCUUACACUGAAUCUGGGGUAGCAAUGAUUGUGCCAGUCAAGAAUGACAAGAAUAAGAAUACAUGGGUUUUCUUGAAGCCAUUAACUACUGACUUGUGGUUUGGAAGCAUCGCGUUCUUCAUCUACACAGGGAUUGUCAUCUGGUUAUUGGAGCGACGAAUCAAUAAUGCUGAACUGACUGGCUCAUUUUUCCGCCAGCUUGGGAUAGCAAUAUAUUUUUCCUUCUUUGCCGAUAGGGAGAGGGUGGACAGUAUUUUGUCUAGAUUGGUUGUCAUUGUAUGGGUCUUUGUACUUCUCGUGAUUACGUCAAGUUAUACGGCCAACCUAUCAUCAAUUCUUACUGUGCAACAGCUUCAACCCACAGUGACUGAUGUUCAUGAACUCCUUCGAAAAGGAGAAUAUGUAGGCUAUCAUAAAGGUUCUUAUGUGAGGGAUCUAUUAGAAGCCCUUGGUUUUGACAGAAGAAAUAUCAGGGCAUAUGAAACUUCAGAUGAUUUCAUUGAUGCACUCUCUAAAGGGAGCAAAAAUGGUGGUAUUUCUGCUGUCAUACAUGAAGUUCCAUAUAUCAAAAUAUUUCUUGCAGAUCACUGCAAAGGAUACACAAUGGUCGGACCAAUUUACAAGUCUGAAGGUUUUGGCUUUGCAUUCCCCAAGAGAUCGCCUAUGGUCAACGACUUUUCUAGGGCAAUCCUCAGCAUAACAGAAGGGGACGCUAUCAUUCAGAUAGAAAAGAAAUGGAUCGGAGAUCAACAUGCCUGUGAAAAUGAUGGUACCAUCGCCAGCUCAAGUAGCCUAAACUUCAAAAGCUUUUCAGGACUCUUUGUAGUCACAGGAAUUGCUUCAACUUCUGCCCUUUUAAUAGCCCUGGUGAUGUUGCUCUACAAGAAUAAGCACAAGAUAAGGAACAGCAUAGGUAGUGACCAGAUUCGAAGAGGAUGCGGACUACGACACAUAAACGAGCGGAAUCAAGAAAGUACAAUAGAUUCCAACCAGAUACAGAACAUGCAGUUGACCGUGCCAAAUUCAGAAGAUGAUACCUGUCAACAAGAGAUAGAACUAUCCACAGAAUUCACGAGCUCUGGUUCAGAAGUCCAAACAAGUCAAGAGUUUGCAUCUCACGGGACAACAAGCAGUGGUUUACAGCGCAAUGACAAGUCAGCCUGAUCAUCAUGUCACUAAUCUCCUGAAUUUGCCCGGUCACAUUCAACAUGUACACAUGCACACCUGUGGAUCCCUGCAUUUUUUUUAUGGAAUAAAAUGGAUUUAUUGAGAUAUUGGAUCCCUGCAUUUCAUUCAGUACACCAGCUGACCAACAAGUAAGCUAAUUGUGCAUAUGUAAACUAGUACAUCCCUGCAUUUCAGUCAGUGCACAAGCAACCCAACAGUAAGAUAAUUACAUAUGUAAACUAGUCAGCUAUCAAAUGUAUAUCAACCAGUCAUUAUAUAAAUAAACUAGUUUGAUGGUUAACUACUUAACUUCCUAUUAUAUUUAUUUAACUGCCAGGAUACCGACAGAGAAACAAGCAUAAAAACAAUCUCCUAAUUCCCCU